This is a messenger RNA of Puccinia triticina, 1140 nucleotides long. RefSeq lists its product as uncharacterized. Lineage: Eukaryota; Fungi; Basidiomycota; Pucciniomycetes; Pucciniales; Pucciniaceae. The record is from RefSeq and is a predicted model, not a curated record. The coding region runs from base 1 to 1140 and encodes 379 amino acids. The transcript has 3 exons.
AUGAAUAUCAAUCAACUAGUUUUCGCUGUGAUCUUUGGCUGCUCGUUCUUGGUCGACCACGGCAUAGCACCCCAGGGCGAAAGUGGUCUACCAGAAGCCGCCGAAUUAGUGGGCGCCAGUUCAAGCGUGCCUCACGCUGACGCCGAGCUACCUCGAUCGGGGGUUCGAAAACUUCAAGAAAUUAUUCCAACAACAUCGCAAGAUUGUAGUAUCACUCCCACGCGAGACCACAGCACCGGGCCAAGAAGGGUUAGCCCUGAACGUCGCAGUCGGUAUGAGAGCAAGGUCACAGAAAAACAUUUCCUCAAAUCGCAAAAAGUACAACGGGCAAUGGUGGAUAUUCUCGUCAAUAACCCGGAAUGGCUGUCACUAUCAGUAUUGGAGAAGGUCGAGGAGGUCGCACCAAACAUCGAAGACGAACUAACGCUUCGCGAAGAUGAGCAAUCACUAGAAUCUGCCAAGCUCAUUUUCAAACACGAUCGAGAAUUGCUGAGCUCGAAGGCACAGGAGCAAGUCGCGCCAGCAGCUUGGGCUUCGGGUAAGAUGUAUUACCUGACUCUACAACAAAUUCAAGCAUCUGUCGCUGUUGAGGCGCUCGUAAAACAUCUUCCACCCUUGAAGAAACCAUUGACCCAGCAAAUAAAAAACUGGCUGUGUAUGAAACCCAAUGCGAGGACCAUCGAUGACGAAACACUGCACCCGGCCUUGUUGGCCGUUGUUACGCAGCGCUCAAGUAGACUGAAUGACCAGGCACGGACACUAGCAGCUGAAAAAGGAGUGGAUAUCAGCCUAGCGGCGCUGCUGACCUCGACAAUCACCUCGCCGUGGCUCCUCACGACCUGGAUCGGACCCGUCUUAGGCGCCUGGUUCCUAUCCAAGGGCGCAUCCCGCUACCGGACCAUCUACCUCGUCUUCGGCAUCGCCGUGCCGGUUUGUGCCAGCUUGCUCGUGCUUGUCUUGUGGCUCGAGAUCGCCCUCUCCUCGGACCGCGACCCGGAGGAUCAUCUCGGCGGCGUUUGGUACCCGAUCCUAUACAACUCCCACUUUUCAUCUACUCGUCUGCGGUACGAGGCCUGGGAACAGCUGGACUCUGUCGGGCUCGUCCUGCUGCCUGCGGCUUGCCGCUUACUUGGUCGGUGA